AUGCUCUGUACCCAGUCAUCAUCCAACACUUUGAGCGAGCCAGAAUUCUCAUCGGUCUCAUCAUCAUCCCUUGCAUCCACAUUCGACCGCAUCCAACCCCAGACCACGCCCUCGUCUCCCGCGUUUCACUACCAAAUCGACCUAACCGCACACGCCCUCGACCCCGAAGAUUCGCAGUGGCCCGGGCGCGCGCCCCUCGGCUCCCUCUCCCAAUCUGCGCGCCAACCCCCGCCCGACUUUCCACCUCGCCGCGCCGUGUCCGCCGCGAGUUUGACUCCUGCUCACACUCCAAUCGUUACCCCCUCCCACGAACGCUCCUCGCUCCCGGCGACGUCGUCGACGUCGUCCAGCGCUUCGUCCCUUAGCAGCACCACGACAUCCACCUCUAACUCUACCUCGGCGUCGUAUUCGUCCGGUUUCAGCUCUUUGCAAUUUCCCAUGUCGCGCAUUCCGCAGGUUGGGCAUGCGCCCGUGAGCGCAGCACUUCAUGCACAGGCGCUCGAAGCAAUGUACGACCGUCCCUCUGAUGAGCGUACCUCAUCUGCCUCACCGCCACCAGAGGGAGCGGGCGCUGGAUCGGGCUAUGGAUCCGCUGAGCCCACGAACAAUGGUAUCAGCAGCCGGAGAGCGGGCGCAUCCCAUCGGCGUAGAUCGCACGGGCACGGCCCGAUGCGCACGCCGGCUCGCCCUCACACACCCGCCAUGUCCCCUCACGGUGGACCCACUCCACCCACCCGCAAGUCGGCCGCAAACGCCGGCGCCGGAAUGUACAACCAGCCUACACGAGCAUUUGUGCUCGAGCGCCUACACGAGUAUGCCUCUGCGGCGCUUUCAAACCCACGCACAAGCGAUGUGCGCAUAGUCGUCCCCAGCAGGCCCAAGAGGCAAGACCAGCCCCCAGAAUCGCGGCGCGGCACACAUCCACCGACGCCCGAGUCGGCUUCGGUGUCGGAUCCACAGAGUGGCCAGGUCACACCCAACGGCGCUGCCCCCGCACCCGCAGCGGCGCAGGCGCAGGCAACCGUGCCAGUGCGGUUUUACGCACUGCAUCGCGACUAUCUCAUGCCACAGAGUGCGCUGUUCCGCGCAAUCCUGACCGGCGGGUUCAAGGAUGGUUCGCCAGAGGCAAAGGGAUGCAAGUUGCUCCCAUACACGUCGCUGCACGGGCCAAGGCCCGUGUUUGUGCCGCUGCCAGACCCGGACAGCUUUGACGCCCUCGUGCACUGGCUGUACUUUGGCGACGUGGCCAAGCUCGAGAGCCAGCUCUCGAGCGGCGAGGUCAACUGGCGCGGCCUCAUCCGCAACAUCCAGUACCUGGGGUGCGAUGACCGUACCAGGGCAGUCGUCGCCAAGUGGUGGCAGCGGUGGGCGCAGUCGGACCGGCGCAUCGGCAGGCCCAAGCAGGACAAGAAGAACAAGGAGGAGGAUUCGGACGACGAACAUGCCGAGGGCGUUCCUGUGCCUCGGCGGAGAGAACCACGGUCAGUCGUCGACGACGACGAUGACGACGACGAGCGCAAAAGCAGCUAUGACAAUGUCGACGAUAAACUCAGCUCGCCGUGGCGCUCCUCGGACAAUCUCAGCUACUCGGUCGACGCGGACGAGAUGACCCGCCGCUUGGGCGGCCUUUAG
Messenger RNA from Cutaneotrichosporon cavernicola, 1632 nucleotides. RefSeq lists its product as uncharacterized. The record is from RefSeq and is a predicted model, not a curated record. Lineage: Eukaryota; Fungi; Basidiomycota; Tremellomycetes; Trichosporonales; Trichosporonaceae. The transcript has 2 exons. The coding region runs from base 1 to 1632 and encodes 543 amino acids. Gene Ontology annotation, molecular function: protein binding.